GCUCAUCCCGUCCAACAUCAGACGUCACAGGAGAGAGAACUGUUUACUUGUUGAUUUAUAAUGAGCCAUUUUCCUUGUAAUAAUCUACUGAUAAUUAUUUAUCCCAGCUCGCCACACGAGAGCAUCAAGAAUCACUCUGGAGAAAACAGUUCAACAGAGGAAGACGAACUAUUUUACCCUUCUGACGAGGACCUGGACUCAGAAGGCGAGGAGCGCACGAAAAAGAAACCCAGUAAAUUUAAAGACGAUCUUAAGCUUAAGAAAAAAUUCAAUGCCCUCCUACGAAAGAUGAAGCUGAAUGAUACGGACGAACCUAUGAUCGAUGAUGAGGUCGGUUUUGUAACACAGCCGGACCAGUAUUCUGCCACCUUCAGCUCUAUCAUGAGGGACGACAGUGACGACAGUGUACAUAGUGACAGUGAUAGUGUUGGCACCCUGCCAAAACCUCAUCUUCGGCCCUACUUCACUGCUGACUUUGACCGAGAUUCAGAUAAAGAAAGCAGCACCGACGAGGGUACAAGUAGCAAGAAAGCUGACCACGAGCCUCCUAGUACUGCUACACGCAAAACAUCUGAGGAAAACAGACGCGGAAGUAGCAUGCUCGGCAGCCCAGUCUCAGGGGCACAGCGACCCUCAACCCGGACCAGUAGUGCAGGUCCUGCUCCAGUUAUAGGGGAUUUGAGACAGGACGCAGUGGACGAGGAAAGCAACAGUGUGGCUAGCCCCCUGAGGCAGAGUCCUACAAGUCAGGGGAGUGCGGAUGAUACCAGGAUGGGAUCUUUUGAUGAUAUGUCGGAGGGUCACAACAUCAUUGACCAGCUGGACGUUAUCUUCAACAAGGGAGACACAGCCAGCCUGGCAGUACCUGAAACUAUUGUCUUAGCUUACUGUAAAGAUAAAAACUGCUAUCAUCCUAUAAUGAAAGCGAUGCUGGCAUCAAACGCAUGUGUCUUUCUACACACGGGCUCUGACGCAAAAGUGUUCAUUUCAACUCUCGUUAACAAGAUGCAGAAAUGUGCGACUAGACACUCUCGACUAUCACCCGUUAAGUUAGCUGUAAUCGGGGACCUCUCCUCAACUAACGUCAUACUGAAGCCUCUAAUGGAUAGCCUUAAUAACAAGAGCCCAGAAUGGAUCCAGAACUUCCAGUUCAUAUUCAUACCUACAGAUCCGAACAACCCGAUAUCUCGAUACGUCAGCUCCGUGGACGAGUCGUACACGCGACUACUAGAUUCGCUAUCAGUGGAAUGCGAAACUGAUGUCCUUGCUGCUUAUCAGAGGGACGCUAAAGAUAUUGUAAACUUGUCCAUCGGAAGAGUCUUGGUGACCCAGCUUGUGAACGAGACCGAUGAAGACACCAAACAGUUUGAGGUGCCGUUUCUAAACUCCGUCUCGAUAGUGUUCAACAGAAAGAGUUGCGUGAACUGUGCUGAGGAAGACGAUCCCGAAAAGUGCAGUAUUCACGAGAUAGAUAUCCAAGUUGACUACACCUCCCUGCACAAGAAAGACGCUAAUUCAAAGCAAAUGCAAGUAAAGGGGAUAUUCCGGGAGCUUGGAGUCACGAGGGAGCUAGGAGAUCAAUCUAUAACUCUCAAAGCUGCUUACAGGGAACGCAAACCUAAGGUGGCACUGUCAAGACUGAAGAAGCAACAGCAGCCCGAUAUCAACAGUAUCAACUGUCAUGUCAACAGUUUCACCUGCAUGAUACGACCGCACACCUGUCUCACAUGUACUGUCCGUGUUGAUGGGGAGGAGUACAAGAACGUGUUGUCUCUCUACGUCUUCCCCCUGUGGAGCCCUAACCAUAACUUUAUACCACUCCUUGUCUCGUCUCCUGCUACUGCGGGUGUACUCUGUUAAAUUGCAGGAAGAUACUAGACCGGUUGGGGCUGUUCACAUAUUACGUAAGCCAGCCUAGUAUAAUAGGGGGAGGGGGUUUGGGGAAGCUUACUGUCAAUUCUACACAAUAGCUAUUUGUAAAGUGGCUCACGCAGGAGAGGGGGGAUAUAAAAUGGACUAAUUAUGUGGAAUUAUGUGAUAUGCGAAUUGUGAACGACCGUUUGAUCAAAAUCUAAGCUCCAAUUCUGCGUUAUUUGAACUCUAUUAUUGUAAUUUUUAUUGAAUUUUGUAAAUUAUGGAUUAAUUUGUUGUGUGAUGAUGCAACUUUAACGUUAUUUGAAGGAUACUGUAAGUUCAAUAACUGACAAUAAUUGCAAUAUGCAAGUUACCUAGAUACGAUUGUUAUGUUGUAAGUGUAACUAUGAACCCUGCAUACGUGCUGACUAAACUUUCUAUUUUUGAACUUGAAUGUUAAAGACUUAAAUUAUAGCUUCUUAUAUUAACGGGUGAUACUCGUAAAAUAUUUGUUCCGAUCCAUAUUGUUACAUAUAUCCAGGACCGUCGACGAGUCCAACUCGGCGCGCGUCCUGGUAGGUUAUAAACCUACAACUUCUUAUAUAAUCAUAACAUGUCUUAUGGCCACUGCUCAUUGUUAUAAAUAUAAUGUCAUAGCAGGCGACUUACUCAUUGCAGACAAAACUAAACUAUUUUGAUCCGAAGAUUUUUGAAAAUAAUGAGAUAACACCUAAAGAUUUGAUUAACAUUUUGAUUUUAUCUAAGCUGAUCAUGAUUAG
Messenger RNA from Bolinopsis microptera, 2633 nucleotides. Its product is annotated as phosphofurin acidic cluster sorting protein 2-like. NCBI's taxonomy places the organism in Eukaryota, Metazoa, Ctenophora, Tentaculata, Lobata, Bolinopsidae. The coding region runs from base 61 to 1860 and encodes 599 amino acids. Gene Ontology annotation, biological process: protein localization to plasma membrane. The transcript has 15 exons. The record is from RefSeq and is a predicted model, not a curated record.